UUCACGCUUCUUCAGGUCAACAUGACAAAGCUGGAUUAACACUUUGGCCGCACAGCAGACUAACAAUCACACAGAGUUAAAAAUAGACAUCUGGCCCUGGAAUGAAAAAUCAGAAACUAAUCCUCGGUGUGUGAGCGAGACAGACAGACAGACUAACCGACUGAGAGCAAGCCUGUAGUCUAUCGGUUAGUUAGAGGUGAUAUGUGCAGUCCGUGAAUUGUACCGUGAAUUGUCAUUGUGGGUUGAGUUGGGAAACAGAGGGGGGUUGAGUUGAAUGGGUUGUUCUCGAUCUUCCAGGGAGAGCAGAGAGUAAGCACAGAUUACCUGAACAAGUUUGGGAGCACCUGACAUAACCAAUUAAGCCGCCAUUCACCAGAUUGUAUGUGUGCGUGUGUGUGUGUUGAGAGAGAGAGCGAGAUGGAUAGUAGUGUGUGUGUGUGUGUGUGUGUGUGUGUGUGUGUGUGUGUGUGUGUGUGUGUGUGUGUGUGUGUGUGUGUGUGUGUGUGUGUGUGUGUGUGUGUGUGUGUGUGUGUGUGUGUGUCCAUGCGCAUGCAUGUCGUUGUACGGCUGCGUGUGCGUAAGGGAUUUAGUGGAUUGCUGGCGGAGAUUGUGCCUCAUUCCGUCCUCUCUCUAAGCUCAAUAGAGCAGACAUCAGACGGCACACGCAUACAGAUGGGAAGGAAGAACGCUUUCUAGUAGCGACAUCGCGACAUUCUUCACAACAUACAGAUGGGAAAGAAUAACGCUGUCAAGAUCAGCCAGCUGUAGCCACAUUGCCUUGCUCUUCACCUGAAAUGUGUCCGUUUCAACCUGAUGGGCCGUGGUAUUGAUGUGAAGGCAGACCCAUUUGUGCCUUUCCACAUGGACCACUCUCCAUGUUGUCAUUUGUGAGGAGGGUUGACUGGACUGGGAGUAAGCGUGGAUUGAUUUGACCUGCUGGAAUGACACAGCUUAUGUGUUGUGUGGUUGCGACAAGUCAUGGACUCUCCAUGUUGCCGUUUUGUGGUGAGGUCAAAGGACAUGUGGGGAGUAAGUAUUGGUGGCGGUUGCUUUGACCGGCUGACUUGAGGCGUACUUGUGUGUGUGGUGACGCGGGGAAGUCGUGUCGCGAUGCGGGAGCCGUGUCGCGUGUGUGGCGUGCAGCUGUUGGGCAACCAGUGCCGCUGGCUGUUUGGGGCAUGCGGUCGGCGGCGCCUGGCCGUGCUGUUGGCACGGGCGCUGGGCCUGGUCGAGCUGAAGAGGGACGGGCGCGGCGAGCUGCUGUGCGCCAAGUGUGUCUUCCUGCUGGAGCGGGUCCUGCAGUGCGACACAGAGAUCCGGCAGGUCCUGGACGCCCAGGCCGCACGCGUGCAGCAGCUGCAGGCCGAGCGCGACGAGCUGUGUGUGCGCGUCCGACGCAAGUACCUGCAGAACAACCCUCCCGAAGAGGAGGAGGACGGGGAGGAAGAGGAGGAGGAGGAGAAGAAGGAGGAGGAGGUGGUGGAGGAGGAAGGUGACAGACGGCCAGCAUCCACUACACUGGUGUCCAGUAGACGGCCAUCCAGUACACAGCCGUGCAGUAGACGGGAAUCCAGUACACAGCCGGCCAGUAGACGGGAAUCCAGUACACAGCCGGCCAGUAGACGGGAAUCCAGUACACAGCCAGCCAGUAGACGAGCAUCAAGUGCAAAGCCCUUCAGUAGACGGGAAUCCAUCUUGAAGGCAGAAUCAGUACAGCUGGAGGAACCGUCUUGCACGCAGUCAGAACAGGAGCAGAGUGAGCAAGGCAAUGAGGAGGAGGAGGAGGCGGCUCAGAGGCAGCAAGAGGCUGUCAGUCAGAGCCAGCACCUCCUCAGGCCUCCAUCCAUUCAGGAACCGGAGGCCAUGGACACCACCACCAAGGAGAUGAUCAUGGUGGCCAAAGUCUUCUCCAGGGCCAAGCAUCCUCGAGCAAAGUGCCGCGGCUCGCUGAGCAAAGUGCGUUCGCCGCUCCCCCUGCGUUCCAACACAAUGCAUCCGAGGCUGAGGGGCCAGAGCAGCGAGUACUCGGCCCUUGUGCACCAGAGGAAGAUCCAGAUCCAGGCAAAGGCGGCCGUUUCUCUCUCUCUGGCCCAGAGGCGCUGUGUCUCCGUCCAGUCCUUCCACAGUGUCCCUCCAGACUACACCUGGAACGCACCUGUCGGGGCCGGCGUCGUGGAAGGCCCAUCUCUCCUCUCUGAUUGGCUGCAGCUGGUGAGAGACACCCAGCCGAGGCCACUCCCUCUCGUGAGGAUCAGCAGGAUCCCCGUCCUGUCCCAACGCGGCCGUCUCGUUCCCGGUGCCAAGCGCAGGGCCAGCCGUCCAAUCACGGAGCAGCUCUUCAGGGAGAUGGAGGAGGACUUUGACGAUGUGUACACGCCCAUUGUGGUGGCGGUGCCUGGCAUCCAAAGGGAGGGAAACAUGUGGACAGAGACAACAAGAGUAUGUUGGUGUAGUUUGUGGCUGGAUCUGUGUUUUUCGUGUGAUUCCGGUGAAUGCUAUAAACUUCACUGCGAAUAUUUCGGUUAUCAAUGUGAAAAUGCACGUGCGCACUGAAAG
This is a messenger RNA of Engraulis encrasicolus (European anchovy), 2556 nucleotides long. RefSeq lists its product as uncharacterized. NCBI's taxonomy places the organism in Eukaryota, Metazoa, Chordata, Actinopteri, Clupeiformes, Engraulidae. Bases 1111 to 2553 code for a protein of 480 amino acids. Gene Ontology annotation, biological process: centrosome cycle; regulation of Golgi organization; positive regulation of microtubule nucleation. Gene Ontology annotation, molecular function: molecular adaptor activity. Gene Ontology annotation, cellular component: centrosome; Golgi apparatus. The record is from RefSeq and is a predicted model, not a curated record. The transcript has a single exon.